AUGCCAGAGGAGGGCAUACCGCUAUCACCCCCCGCCAACAUGCUCACCACGCCCGAGAUCUUCUACCUCUCCUCCCUCUUCGUCUCGCAAGGCGUGACCAAGAUCCGGCUCACCGGCGGCGAGCCCACGGUCCGCCGCGACAUCGUCCCGCUCAUGCAGCAAAUCGGCAGUCUGCGCCCGCGCGGCCUCCGCGAACUCGCCCUCACAACCAACGGCAUCUCGCUGCACCGCAAACUAGACGCCAUGGUAGAAGCAGGUCUGACUGGCGUCAACCUCAGCCUCGAUACCCUAGACCCGUUCCAGUUCCAGAUCAUGACCCGCCGGAAAGGCUUCGACGCCGUCAUGAGGUCAAUUGACCGCAUACUCGAAAUGAAUAAGCUGGGCGCGAAUGUUAAGCUGAAGGUUAACUGCGUCGUCAUGCGCGGUCUCAACGAGCGCGAAAUCCUCCCUUUUGUCGAAAUGGGCCGCGAGAAAGAUAUCGAAGUGAGGUUCAUCGAGUACAUGCCUUUCGGCGGGAACAAGUGGAGCGAGAACAAGAUGAUUAGUUUCCAAGAGAUGUUAGACAUCAUCCGUACGAAAUACCCUGGCCUAAGACCCGUCCCCGGACACAAAAACGACACGAGCAAAACAUACGAAGUACCUGGCUUCGUGGGCAAAGUCGGCUUUAUAACGAGUAUGACGAACGAUUUCUGCGGGUCCUGCAAUAGGCUUCGCAUUACGAGUGAUGGGAACCUUAAAGUCUGUUUACAUGGUAACGCGGAGGUGAGCUUGAGAGAUGUGCUUAGACAGGGUAAUAAUGGCGAGCCUAUUGAUCAAGAAGCGUUUGAGCGGAUUAGGCAGAUCGAGAUGGACAGACAUGAGGGCCGGUUGAGCGACGAAACGGUGCUGGGCUGGGGCCAACGCGAGCGCGAACUCCUGGACGUUGUUGGAGCUGCUGUUAAGCGCAAGGCGGAGAAGCAUGCUGAUCUGGACGACUUGGCCAAUGGGGAGAAUAGGCCUAUGAUUUUAAUUGAUAACAAGCCCUUGUCCAGUCUGGAUUCCCAAUGGCCUACAUCGCGAACACCUUCCUACAGCCACUCCAACCCCUUGCGACCGCGCUCUAGCAUACUCACCUCGCCACUCUCCUUCCUACCCAACCCAUCCCACCUCACAACGACCUCCGUCCGCGCCUUCUCCACAUCCCCCACCCCCUUCGCAAAGAAAACCUACCAACUCAAACGCCUCGCCAAAGCAAAGAAACUCCUAAAAAACAUCGACACAUCAAGGUCCACAGACGCCUUCGGCGUCCAACAGUUCCUAGAGGACGUCGAAGCACCUAAUGAAUCCGAAACCCUCCUGAGGGAUAUCGAGAAGAAGAUUGCGAAUCUACAUCGUCGGAUUGUGGAGGUUGAGAGGGGGACCCCGCUUGCUGAUGGGACGCGCGCGCCGACGGUGGUGGUGGAGAAGGGAUCGAGGGAGGCUGGUGCGGAUGCGUUUGAUGCUGUUGGUACUGCAGUUGGUAAUGAUGCGACGGGACCAACAAAAAGGAAAGGCAGACAUGAGCGCGAGCGAGCGCGAAGACGCGAACAAGAAGGAUACCGGAACGAGAAAAUGAAAGAACUCGGCGUGCUCUUGGCCUCGUACAAACAACAAGCCGCAGUCGUCAAAGCCGAAGCCGAGAAAAUGGCUGAGAUGCGGAAGCGACGCGAACAAGUCCUAGCCAAGAAACGCUUACUACUCCGCCAACUACACGCACAUGAAGAGGCGGAGCGCAGGGCUAGUCUCGUGCGUAUAUCGAGCCAGGCAGAUAGGGAGGGUGGGUUGGCGGAGGGAUUUGAGCUCGAUGAGGUACUCGAUGAUGCGAUGAAGAAGGUUAAGAAGAUGCCGAUGCAUCCGCCGAGGGAAGAAAGGGUGUUUAAAGAGAGGGAGGUGAAGGAUGUGGAUGUGCCGAGGGCGAAGAGGCUUGUGAGACCGCCGGGGUCGGGGGCUGUGAGUGUGCUGAAGAGGGGUCGGGAUGGGGGUGAGGAUGAGGUGGUGGGGGAUCCGAUUAUGGAGAGGGAACGAGAUGGUGCUAGGGAUGUUCUCAUGACUGAAUCGGGUCAGGAACAGACACAGACGACUGCUAGCGAACCGAGCAACAAGCCCUCUGCAGAAGAGCUAGUUGACGCGGCUGCUGACGACUUUGCGAGUUCAGUCGCAAACGCAGGAGAUCCCUUCCCUGGGUGGGUGGGGGAGGCGGAGGGGAGGAGGUGGGGAGGAGGAGGGGUGGAGGAGGAAGUCAUCAGCGGCGAUAUUGUCUCAUCCAGAUCGCUUCAAGAACAGGAUCCGAUCGACAAGUCCACCGCGGGAGAUGUGGAAAAGCGAGUCGGUGUGGCUGCGGUCAAAGAUGUGGCUACCCCCGUCGCAAAUGCAGGAUAUCCCUUUCCUCCAGUAUCCGUCCAACAAAAGACAGCAACGAACACUAGCAAACCCACCAAAAGGGCUACAUCGCGCCCAUCAUCAUCUCCACCGGCCUCCAAGGACGACCUCCGCCUCAACAUUCCCCCCUCAGGCAUCGUCCCCAUCGACUCCACCUUAAUCCUCUCCCUCGACUCCCCCGUCCCAGCCCUCCAAGCUCAAGUCCUCGCCCUCCGCAACCGCCUCAAAUCCUCCUACCCCCGCAUCGACAACCUCCCCUACGACGUCUGGACCUCGUCCAACAAACGCACCCUGCAAACCUGGCUCAAGAUCCUGAUCAGUCGGUGGAACGCGCGCUUCGAUGAUGUGGACGGCACGGGUCAGGUUGAUAAAAGUGUUGUGGAUGAGAGGGUCAAGGAGGUGCUGGAUAGUAUGGUGAGGGAACAUGAUUUGGGGAAUGAGGCGGCGGAAAGGAUGGCGAUGAGGUGGCAUGAGGCGUUUGAGCGGAGGGGGGAUAUGUGGGGGGAUGCGGAGGGGAGGUUGGAUUGGGAGGAGAUGGAGGCGGGGGGGUUGGGGUUUUUGGGUGUGGAGACUGGAGAGCCCGAUGGUGAGGUGCCAGUGCUGAAGCAAGAGGUGGGCGGGGCUGGUGAAGAGGUGGAUGUCGAGAAGAAGAUUGAGCCUAUGCCUGUGAGGAUGGCGGGGAGUGGCGUGACAACGAACGGGGUCAUGGGGCGGAGGAUGUAUUCGACAUCGACGAGAAGGGGGUUUUGGUCUUGGUCUAAGAUUCUGGGGACGGAUGGAAAAGACGAGAAGAACGAGAAGAAAGAGGAGGUGAAGCAGGGACCCACGGUAGACGCCAUACCAGACAGUACGACCCAGCCCAAGGCCGCUGCUACACCGAACGCCAAACCAGUCGCGAAGAUCGAUACGAAAACGCACGAAAAGACCAACGUCCAACCCAUUGCCAAACCAGACGUCAAGCCCGACCCAAAGAACCAACCCAAGCGCUCCACAAAGACCAUCCCACCAAAGCCCGACGCCAAAUCCGACGCAAAAGCAGACACAAAAGACCAUACCGAUCCCAUUCCUCCCAAAAACAUAGAGUACUCACCUCCGAUGCAUCGACCUUUCGGUCAGGGCCAAAGUCGUAAGGCCUUGCGGAAUAGGAAGAGGCAAGCUAAGAAGGUAGAGGAUGAGAGACGAAUGACUGGGGCACUGGAGCGAGGACGAGAGGGCGGGGAGGAACAGAUGAACGUCCAAGAGCAGGAGCAGGAAGUAGAGGAUGAAGGACGACAGCCUGGCGCACAUGAACAUGCAGGAGUACUCGAAACCAUUCAGCCGCCCCAACAGCCGCCAACGCCCGAACGCGCAAACGCCAAAUUACUGCAAUACCGAGCGGACAGCAUCAGAAAGGCCGAGGAAAUCUUACCUAAAUCCGUGCCACGCACCCAUCAAAUCGUACCUAACCAGGAUGCCGACACCGACACUGACAAACCAGCGCUCGCACGCCUCAAGAGAACUCUACAGUCCCCCCUGUCUGACCCCAGACACUCGAGACACGUUUCACUCGCGAAAGCAGCGCGAGCUGAACUCCCCGGUCCGCCUAGACAUAUCGUGAAGCCUCCGACAGACGGUAACGGCAAGGGGAAGGGUCCAGAAACGAAGUCGCUGCAGGACUUCUUGGAUAGCAUGAAUGAGGUUGCUGCGCAUUCGCCUUUUGAGGCGGAGCCGAGACAGCAGACUCGUCCUUUGUCGAUGAUGGAGGGGGGGAUGGAGGUACCAGUGCAACUACCAUCGUCCGCUCAACAACCCCCUCCACAAAGCAAACCUGCCUCCAUAUCCCCUUCUCCAUCCUCUUCACAACCCCAACCCCAACCAUCCCUCCCCCACCUCACACCCACCGGCUCCGCACACAUGGUCUCCGUAUCCGCCAAGGAACACACCACCCGCACCGCCGUCGCUAUCGGCACCGUCUUCUUUACCAACGCCGUGCCCCUCCGCCUCAUCCGCUCAAACGCCAACAAAAAGGGAGAUGUGUUGGGUACAUCGCGCAUAGCCGGCAUAAUGGCCGCGAAAAAAUGCCCAGACCUAAUACCCUUGUGCCACCCCAUCGCUCUGACGCAUGUUAGCGUUGAACUACGUCCCUUCGGUGACGGGUGGGAUCCGCGGAUGACGGGAAAGGGAGGGCAGAUGGGACAUGGCGGUGUGAACAUCGAAGCCAAAGUCCAAUGUACAGGCCCCACGGGUGUCGAGAUGGAAGCAUUAACGGCGGUUAUGGGCGCGGCGCUUAGUGUGGUGGAUAUGUGUAAGGCGGUAGAUAGGUCGCAGAGGGUGGGUAACAUUAGGGUUGUAAUGAAGGAGGGGGGGAGGAGUGGGGAGUGGAGAGAAGAGGGGUGGAGGAGUUGGCAGGAAUGA
Messenger RNA from Alternaria ventricosa, 4791 nucleotides. RefSeq lists its product as uncharacterized. The record is from RefSeq and is a predicted model, not a curated record. NCBI's taxonomy places the organism in Eukaryota, Fungi, Ascomycota, Dothideomycetes, Pleosporales, Pleosporaceae. The transcript is spliced from 3 exons. Bases 1 to 4791 code for a protein of 1596 amino acids. Gene Ontology annotation, molecular function: GTP 3',8'-cyclase activity; cyclic pyranopterin monophosphate synthase activity; 4 iron, 4 sulfur cluster binding. Gene Ontology annotation, biological process: Mo-molybdopterin cofactor biosynthetic process.